Molecule: messenger RNA, 3293 nt
Organism: Babesia bovis T2Bo
Lineage: Eukaryota; Apicomplexa; Aconoidasida; Piroplasmida; Babesiidae
Exons: 1
Coding region: 271-3243 (990 amino acids)
Biological process (GO): tRNA 5'-leader removal; mitochondrial tRNA 5'-end processing
Cellular component (GO): mitochondrial ribonuclease P complex
Molecular function (GO): ribonuclease P activity; protein binding
Source: RefSeq, a predicted model, not a curated record
GAAAAGGGUAAUACUUUAACUUAGCAUUCAAGUUCCCUACAUCAUGUAACAUGAUGCUAGGUUACAGCUACCAUAGUGGACUAAUUUCUAUAUAAAGGAUGUUGGAUUAUGCUCAUAGAAUGGUGCUUAAGCAUAGUUUGCUCUAGAUGCUUCAGAACAUUGCAGAGAGACUAAACUAAUCUGUAACCUAAAUAACGGGCAUAUUACGGAUUUUUCGUUGGCUAUGGGUCACUUCAUGGGUUACUUCGGUGCGCUUACUGCGAUCUUAGGAUGCCGGGAAAAUGUAAUCAUUUGGCGGCGUGCCGUUUACGUUGUUCGAUAAGAUGGCAACCUUGGGUAGGAAUGCGCCACUUGAUAAGGUGCAUCCUUUUGUUUUUCAUUUCGAUCGCAUAUGUCGAGCCUUUGAGAAUUAACAGUGCCUUUUUAAUAAACCAAGGUUUAACAGUGUCACUUAACGUUGAUAAACGUCGUGAUGUAGAAACCCAUUAUUCGUUAGAACCUGUAAAAGGUUCUUUAAAGAACCCAUUUACAAACUCAUCAUUACGUGGGCAUCUAUAUGUACACAUGACUAAAAAUGCAGUGGGUCCUAACCCCCUGGAGCUGAGUGAACAAGAGCAUAUGACUAUUGCUUCUUCCCUUGAUUCGUUAUUCGACCGUUGUGUACAAUCCUGUGACCAUAGUGACUUCCAAACUGCUGUUGGUAAUAUCAGGGAGUUCAUGUCUGCUUAUAAGGGUUUCUAUUCCCAUUUCUUCGAGGAACCAGUUGAGGUGGCACCUCCAUUAACGGAAGUACCCAAUGCUGCUAUACAUCGUGGUGAUCAACUGCUGGGUGAUAGCUGCAGAUCGGCACAAGAUGUUCCCAGAACCGACUCCAGUGGAUCCAUGUCGUCCUCCAAGCCCUUGGGUCGUUACAAAGCAUCCAGGAAGGCUUUGAGUUACGAAUACACUGACGACAUUGACUCCCGUCGAUGGCGUGUUGAGGCUAGAUCUAGGAUACCUCGUGAUGUUUGUGGUAUGAUUCUGUACCAGCGUAGCCGUUGCGUGGGUAUCAUGGGUCGCAUUAUGCACAAGGUAUCCUCUUUAGAGGAUUUGCGGACAGUGAUCAGUUUAUCUAAAGAUGCAUGCCUCUUGGGUAUGGACGUUUUGAAGAGCAUGUAUGAGGCUAUGUGCAUUAUGAAUGCGCGUAUGGGCCGUACUACGAAGGCUCUGGAGUACAUUGAGCGUAUGUGGUCACACGGUGAACGUCGUCGUUACCGUACUUACGAGACUUUAUUAAAUCACUUCGAGGGUAACUUGGACAGUGAGGGUAUAUUGCAAGUAUUGCGUCACAUGGUUGAUACGGCUGGCCUCACUGUAAACGGUCUUUUGUUAACUCGUGUUCUUGUUGCCAUUUGUUUAUCAGCUCGUCAAGAAUUAAUGAAGCAUUGUAAUGGUGCGGGAUCCAACAUAACUUCGGAUACAAUGGGAAACCUCAGUGACCAAAGCUCGGAUGGUAGAAGUCAAAAACAUCUGUCAUCUAUGCUAGGGUUGGACUGUGACCGGGAAUCCGUUCCUGUGCUCGACGCCGAGUCGGGAAAUCACACUUUGAAACAUCCAACAUCAACGGAUGUGGACAAUAAAGCUCGCAAGGUCAAAGACACGUUAAAACGUCAGCUGGAAGAGGUAUUUCAGAUAUUUAGCAAUCAUGCUUGCAAUCGUGUUGCGUUAUCUGCUCGGCUUGGUUAUGUGAUAUACUCUGUAUUUUCCAGGGCUUUCCCUGACCUAGUUAGGUUUACUCAUGUAUCCCCUAAUAAAUUAUCUGGCAAUUUACCUAUAAAUACUGAACACUUGGGUGGUAGAUCAGCUUUCAAGAACCCUAGUGGCAUUACAAAGGAUUUGGAUCAGUCAAACUUUAAUAAUGGCCAUAGCAAGCUCCUGCAAGGUGACGGUGUACUGCCAGAUAAUAGUGCUACUUAUGGUAAUUGUGUAAGUUGUAAUUUUGCAGUGCCUUUGGUUGACCUUGGUAUAGCGGAGCGUCUGUCGGUAUUACGCCGUUGGCUUCAGCACAUAUAUGAUUACAACUAUCCUGAGAUUUUGCGAUUAGCUAAUUUUUACGCUUGGCUAUAUGCUCCAUUGACUGCGGGCAAGGGCUAUACCUGUGUUUUGGAUGGGCAGAACAUCGGUUACCAUAAACGUGAAUCUAUGAGCCCUAUGGAUUUUGAGAAGGUUGAUAUAGUUUUGCAAUCUAUGAUAUCACUUGGUGAGCGUCCUUUUAUAGUGUUACCUUACUAUUGUCGUACUAGGAAAACAGUGUCUAGCUCUGUACUGACCAAUGAGGCCAUGGAGUUACUAUUCCCUGGUUGCACAUUGCCUUCAGCUUUGUUGAACCAGGUACCCGUUGGGAAACACGCUAGGUUGAAAUAUUCCGACCGUCAUAAGGCUGCUCUUAUAGAUAAGUGGUACUCCCAGCGUCAGGUUUAUUUCUGUGCUUCUGACAGCUACGACGACAACUAUUUCUUUUUGGCCAAUGUGAUGUCUGGUUGUGCUGAGGAGCUACAUACAAUCGCAACGUUUGUCAAGUCCGCAUUGGCGUUGCUACUGCAGCAGCAGGGGGAUGCAUCGAUGCUCCCUGAGCCUGAAAUCGGUGACUACGCUGCUGCGGCAUGCCCCUCCAGGCGUCCUCUAAUGAUGACUGUGACUAACGAUACGCUAUCAAAUAUGGAGAUUCCUGGUGUGGAUGAGGGUGCCAUGCGUGCUUUGCGCGACAUACCAUUGACUCCUUACUUUUUCACUGACGGUUGGUCUCGGCGAAGGCACUCUGAUGACCGGAAGGUAGUGGUUGGCCAACGCCUUCGGUAUUCCUUAGGUAACGUGGGCCCUAUAAAUGGCAAAUUCCACAUUCCUUUGGGUUAUGAGCGGAAGGUCCUGGAUUACAAGGCUCGUCACACUGUUCUUAUCAGUGAACAUGAAGAAGGUUGCAUAGAGCCACCUAUUUCCGGUGCAUAUCUCGAUACACAAUCUGACGAGUCACACAACAGCGACCAGGAGCUAAAGCAGAUAAACCAAUGGUUAGAGCGCCAUGGUUACAAUGAGCUGUUUAAUGCCCUUUGUGACAAGCAUGGUCGCAGUUACCCUCAAACAGAGCCACGCCGCUUCCCUAUAUCUACAAAAUCGCCAGAAAUAAUCAAGCAGAAGUUCAAUCCAACUCAAGAAACACGUUGGCUGUGCAUUGACUUAAAUGUGCUGGGUAACACAAAUGUGUAAUCAUUGUUGUCUAUCCUAUGAUGGGGGAUACAUCAAGUUAUUUCAUAGUU